Puccinia triticina is the source of this 522-nucleotide messenger RNA. RefSeq lists its product as uncharacterized. The transcript is spliced from 4 exons. The coding region runs from base 1 to 522 and encodes 173 amino acids. The record is from RefSeq and is a predicted model, not a curated record. NCBI's taxonomy places the organism in Eukaryota, Fungi, Basidiomycota, Pucciniomycetes, Pucciniales, Pucciniaceae.
AUGAAAGAAGACGCCUCAGAUUUCGAUGGUGCAGCGGAUGCUCAUCAAAAGCCGAUGUUUUUUUACGGAACAUUGAUGAAUGUCAGGAUCCUCGAACGAGUGAUUGGUCGUCCGAGCAGCAAGCUGACCAUCCAGCCCGCUCAAAUAACCGGGUACUGUCGAUUCAAAAUUCGUGAUGCCCAUUAUCCAGGUCUACUUCCUGCGUCAGCUGCUGAAGUUGCCCUCAAUCGUCCACCUACUCUCGAAGAACAAACGGUCACUGGAACACUCGUCUCUGGCUUGAGUGCCACUGACGUAGCUCUGUUAGAUGCAUUUGAGGGUGAAGAGUACGAGUCGCAGACAGCACACAUCAACCUGAUGGAUUCCAACAGGCCUCCCGUCGAGGCUAUUGUGUAUAUCUACGCGCCCGCGAUAGUAUCACAAAAAGUCUUGCCAUGUGUGUGGUCCUACGAUGAGUUCUUGAAUAGUCAUUUGUCACAGUGGAUUGCGGAUCCCAGCAUGUACAGAUACGACCGAAGCUAA